AUGGUAAAAUGGAUCCCUGGUUCCGAGGAUCUAUUUAUGGCUUCUUUUCGCGAUGGAUCCGUCAUGAUUUUUGACAAGGAUCGAGAUGAUCAACCUUUUACACCUUCCGCACCGAGAUCGUGGGCCGAAGAGCAAUUUCAGGUGACCACCCCUCACAAGCAUCCGAAACAUAAUCCUGUAUCGCAUUGGCGUGUCAGUGAAAAAAGUGUUGCAGGUUUUGCCUUUUCUCCCAAUGGCUCGCACGUAGCUAUUGUAGGUGAAGACGGGUUGCUCCGAACCGUGAAUUACUCUGAAGAAAGAUUAUGCGAUGUCUUUGGAGGAUAUUACGGGAAACUACUUUGUGUGGCCUGGAGCCCCGAUAACCAAUAUAUCUUGACUGGCGGACAAGAUGAUCUUGUCACUAUCUGGGCUUUCCGUGAGCAAAAAAUUGUGGCGAGAUGUCAGGGACACAAAUCUUGGGUGACAGGUGUAGCGUUUGAUCCAUGGCAAUGUAAUGAACAAGUGUAUCGGUUUGCCAGUGUAGGCGAGGAUUGUACUCUAAUUCUGUGGGAUUUCUCCGUGAGCGCUCUGCACCGACCAAAGCAGAAUGGAAAAGCAUUGAAUUUGUUCCGUCGACGAUCCACCAUGGGUGGCAAAAAGGCUACGGUGCCUUCCACCCCGGCCGAGGUGGAGAAACCUUACCACGUUCAAUUACCAACCAUUCAUCCUGUUCCGAACAAAACGCAAGUGCCUUAUUUACAACCCAUUACUGUACAAACCGUGCAUGCAGAUCCAUGUGUAGAUAUCCUAUUCCGACAAGAUUGUAUCGUGACGACGGAUCGCCGAGGAAGGCUGAGGAAAUGGGGUCGACCCCAACAAUAA
Radiomyces spectabilis is the source of this 861-nucleotide messenger RNA. Its product is annotated as WD40-repeat-containing domain protein. Gene Ontology annotation, biological process: carbon catabolite repression of transcription. NCBI's taxonomy places the organism in Eukaryota, Fungi, Mucoromycota, Mucoromycetes, Mucorales, Radiomycetaceae. Gene Ontology annotation, cellular component: nucleus; cell tip; cell division site. The record is from RefSeq and is a predicted model, not a curated record. The transcript is spliced from 7 exons. The coding region runs from base 1 to 861 and encodes 286 amino acids. Gene Ontology annotation, molecular function: protein binding.